CUAACCUAAAAUUGCUGUGAUCGAAGGAGGAUAUGAUGAAUGAUGAUACGUGUAAAUCGCUAACGAUGUCUUUAUCAAGAUAACAGAAAAAUACUUCUGUGCUUCAGAUGAAAUGAAUGUAUUGCUUAUAAUAAUAUCAGUCCUCUUAUCUGUGAUAUGUGUCCUACUAGCUUUACUUCAACAUUACUAUUUUUUCAAUAAGUUAUACAGAAGACCAUCAAUCAAAUAUGAUGUCCCUGUCUUUGAGGAUUUGAUUCCAUCAGGAAGAAAUAAAUUUGAAUACAAAUUCAACUAUCCUUUACAACCAGUUGAAGAUCAUGACUCGGACACCGUACUAAAUGAUUUAAACUCUGUUCUAGAAUCUCAGCCCAAAGAAGGUGACACAGUAGGAUUUAUAUUAAAAAAUGACAAAGCUACAGGAACAGAUUCUGAAGUUUAUAAUACUCUACAGGCUGCUAUUGCAUUUAAGUUAUCGGGUAAGAAUCAUAAAGCCCUAAAGCUGUUCGAACAUGCUGCAGCAAUUGCUCCUGAAAAUGCUGAUGUAUUGAAUCGAUAUGGAGAAUUUCUAGAACAACAGCAUUUCGAUAUCGUCACUGCAGAUGAACUUUAUUUCAAGGCUCUCACAUAUUCUCCUAACCAUGAGGCUGCCCUGACAAAUCGUGAACGCACAGCUCAAGUAGUAGAAGGUCUAGAUUACAAACUUUUCAAAGACAUUGAUGAAAGGAACGAUUUUUUAAAGAAUAGGAUGAAACUGGAUGGUUUUGAAACUAUGAAGAAACAAGCAUAUUAUUUACACAUCUAUCAUACAGUGGGUAUAGAAGGAAACACAAUGACUGUAGAACAGAUGCGAUAUCUUUUAGAAACAGGACAGGUUGUUAGUGGAAAGAGCCUCGUAGAACACAACGAAAUAUUGGGUUUAGAAAAAGCAAUGCAGUAUAUCAAACUGUUGGUGAGGACGGAUUAUAUUGGAAUAAAAGAAAUAUUAGGAAUUCAUCGACGUGUUAUGGGGCAUGUAGAUCCAAUAGCAUCAGGAGUUUUUAGAGAUGAGAAGGUUUUUGUGGGAAGCCAUGUUCCACCACCCCAUGACCAACUUCCAGCCUUGAUGGAGAGCUACGUUGAGUGGCUCAAUUCGGAAGAAGCUCAAAGUAUGCAUCCUGUACGAUAUGCAGCCUUAGCGCACUAUAAACUUGUUGACAUUCAUCCAUUUGUGGAUGGAAAUGGACGCACAAGUAGAUUAAUAAUGAAUCUGAUUUUACUCAAAGCAGGAUAUCCACCUGUGAUGGUACUGAAGGAGCAGAGAGAGAAAUAUUAUGAUGCGCUGAAGACGGCGAAUUUAGGUGAUGUGAGGCCGUUUGUCAGAUUUGUGGCACAGUGUACUCUGCAAAUUUUGGAUAUGUACAUUUUUGGAACCAGAUUUUUAUCAAUUGAAGGUGGUUCAGAAGAAGGUAAAAUUAUAACUUUUGAAUGAUAACUGAGAAUUCUGAAAUACCAAUUUAUUUUAUGUAAUGAUGCUGCCAUUUCAGUAAUUUCAAACAUUUCUUGAGAAUUAUGAUUUGAUUAAUAUUUUAUUACAAUUUUUACCUACUUGUUGAUUCAAGUGAACUGACAAAACUAAAUUUGGAUAAUACAUUUGAUGGGUCUAGUGAAAAAAUGAUGAGGUUAAUGACAUGAAGAAACGACUCACCCAACGGCUCAGAGAAAAAACAAGUUGAUUCCAAAAAAAUCACAUUGGAAAACUACAGUGUACAGCUGAAGAAUGAUGAGACUUCUGCGAGCCCUAGAAUGACUGAUGAGAUUCCACUUCCCAAUCUUUCAGCAUUUCCCGUUCACCGUUUCCUGAGAUUCUCAUAACAUUGUUCUUGACAACUUAAAUUUUGCAUUAAACAAACUAAACACUAUUCUACGUGCAGAUGUAAUUCUGUAGACUUGUAUAAUAAGAUUUAGUUUUUGGCAAAAUCUGUUAUAGAACCUCUUCGUUGUUUCCACUGGACUUUUUGUGUGUAAUGAAGUUCAUAGAUACAUGUGUAUGUAUCAUACAAAUUCAAGAGGAUAAUCAUGGAUUUCAGCCUAACAAUCCUAGUUAAUCAAAAGUAUAAUUGAUUUCUGGAAAAUUUUUCAUAUUUUUGUGAAUAAUCAGAUAAAGAGUAGAUUUGCGGACAAUGAGAAAAUGUGAGGCGACCGGGAUUGGGAUCCGGCUCUCCUGUUUGCUAAACAGACGUAAUAAGCAACUAUGCUAUCGGACCCACCAAGUAGAAUGUCUGGGAAUUACUUAUCUGGCAACAUCAAUGGUAACAAUAACUCAUUGUGAUAUCUCUUAUUGCUUCCUGAUUUCAGAGGGAUCAAAAAGCAUCCAUGUAUCAUGUUUUUCAGACGUAUUUACUUUCAGGUUUGUUUGACUCGUUCGGAAAAUUGUUGAAAAAUUAA
Leptinotarsa decemlineata (Colorado potato beetle) is the source of this 2424-nucleotide messenger RNA. RefSeq names its product FIC domain protein adenylyltransferase (gene Fic). NCBI's taxonomy places the organism in Eukaryota, Metazoa, Arthropoda, Insecta, Coleoptera, Chrysomelidae. The record is from RefSeq and is a predicted model, not a curated record.